This is a messenger RNA of Trypanosoma theileri, 366 nucleotides long. RefSeq lists its product as uncharacterized. Gene Ontology annotation, cellular component: PAM complex, Tim23 associated import motor. Bases 1 to 366 code for a protein of 121 amino acids. Gene Ontology annotation, molecular function: ATPase activator activity. Gene Ontology annotation, biological process: protein import into mitochondrial matrix. The transcript has a single exon. The record is from RefSeq and is a predicted model, not a curated record. Lineage: Eukaryota; Euglenozoa; Kinetoplastea; Trypanosomatida; Trypanosomatidae.
AUGGCCGCCCCUCUCACAGCGAUGCUUCUCCUCGCGGGGGCCUAUUACGCCGCCCGACUCGCCCCCCGCGUGGCCCAAAGAGUCGCAAUGGCCCAAGGCGGCACCGCAGCCGCAAGUGCCUUUCACACACAUCAGCCGUACCGGCGAUAUGAGUCCAGUUUUGAGAGUGUGAUGUCUGAGCGGGAGGCGCUGCUGCUGCUCGGUUUCUCUGAAAAGGUCGCGGAUGCCACUUUCACUCGCCCGUCCGAGCAGGAGGUGAAGGAGCAUUACUACAAACUGAUGAAAAAACUCCAUAGUGACGUGGAUGGGAGUCCAUUUGUAGCGGCAAAGUUAAACGAGGCAAGAGAUUUGUUAAUAAAACGAUAA